This is a messenger RNA of Salarias fasciatus (jewelled blenny), 1275 nucleotides long. Its product is annotated as spermatogenesis-associated protein 2-like. NCBI's taxonomy places the organism in Eukaryota, Metazoa, Chordata, Actinopteri, Blenniiformes, Blenniidae. Gene Ontology annotation, cellular component: cytoplasm. The coding region runs from base 64 to 1275 and encodes 403 amino acids. The transcript has 6 exons. The record is from RefSeq and is a predicted model, not a curated record.
CCUCUCUUUACUUUCACUUCCUCCUCGCUUCACUUCCUCGAGCCUCCAGCCGCCGUUCGGCUCAUGGAGACCGACACCGGAGCCCGCGAGCCGGCCCGGGACCUGCGGGCCCUGCGGGAGGACUACCGGGACUGGUACCUGCGGCCGGGGGCCGAGGCGGGGCCGUGCCGGGACCCCGGGCUGCUGGAGGCGGCCGCCCGGUACCUGCGGGGGGAGCCGGAGCCCCGGGCCGCCUUCAGCGUCCUGCGCUUCCCCGAGGCGCUGAGCGAGACCCGAGAGGCCCUGAGGAGCGACGGGCGGCGGCAGCUGGCCCGGUUCCUGAGGGCCGCCGAGCUGCUGGAGACCCUGAGCACCAACCUGCUGCUGCGGGGCUGGAGGCGGGAGCUGCGGAGCAUCAAGACCUACACGGGUGCGUUUGUUUACGUCCUCCUUCCGGGUCUUGGCUCCUCCACCCUCCAGUCCCUCCUGGCCUCCAUCGGCUACCUGCCCCCCCCGGAAGGCUCACUCAGGGAGUUCCGGCUCUGUGAGGACCCCGAUCCAGACCGAGCCCUGCUGCUGGGCUUCGAGCUGCUGCUGGCCCGCCUGGAGUGCCAGAACCUCCUGGACCUGCAGCACCAGGACCAGCUGGGACCAGAGGAUCUGCUGCAGGUUCUUCACAGAAGGUUCCAGCCUGACGAGUCACAGGAACCUCUGGAAGCAGCGACAGCAGUGAAGCAGCAGGAAGACGAGGACGAGGACAACAGGAGACAGGAGACGGUAGAGUCCAGAGAGAACCCUCCAGACCCUGCAGUUCCUCCUCUGCAGGUUCCUUCGCUCACCCCCAGACCCAAACCCCGACGGACCCGCCUGGUCCACGAAGACCAGUCCCUGAUGGAGAUGCAGGAGACCUACCCGGACCUGGCCUUCAGGGGCCGCAAGGUGGUCCUGGAGAGACCUCCCAGAGGGCACGGCAGCACCAGGAGCAGCAGGAGCAGCAGGUCCGGGAGAAACACCAAGCCUGCAGCUCCAGCUGAUGGAGGAGCAGCAGGGGGGGCAGGGGGGGCAGGGGGGCCAGGGGGGGCAGGGGGGGCAGGGGGGGCAGCUCCAGAGGAGCUCAGCGGUCCUCAGGCCAUUUCUCUGCACAUCACUCUGAGAGCCGGACUCACAGAGCAGAGCCUGAAACCUGAAGACCUCCAGCCCACAUCAGAGCAUGAGCCGCGGAAGCUGCCGGGCUCGCCGGGCUCGGUGGACGAGGAGACGAGCUGCGAGGCCUGGCGGAGAGGAUGGGCCAGCUGA